CUGGUUACAAAUAUGUCUCUUCGUUUUGUACUGAUUUGCUUUGCCCUCCUGGCAAUGGUAUGUGCACAGCCUACUCCAGGAGCUCCAGAAGUCACUGAGAAUUCCGAGCCAGUGGAGGAGACCACAGCGGAACCAGUUCUAAGUGCCUUACAACGGACUCUUUUCCUGCUGCUGCCCUUGCUGUUCCCCAAUACAUUCUAUAUACCAACCACCACGGGUUAA
Messenger RNA from Drosophila subpulchrella, 222 nucleotides. RefSeq lists its product as uncharacterized. The transcript is spliced from 2 exons. The record is from RefSeq and is a predicted model, not a curated record. NCBI's taxonomy places the organism in Eukaryota, Metazoa, Arthropoda, Insecta, Diptera, Drosophilidae. Bases 13 to 222 code for a protein of 69 amino acids.